Molecule: messenger RNA, 2145 nt
Organism: Strongylocentrotus purpuratus (purple sea urchin)
Lineage: Eukaryota; Metazoa; Echinodermata; Echinoidea; Camarodonta; Strongylocentrotidae
Product: amine oxidase [flavin-containing] B-like
Exons: 18
Coding region: 120-1688 (522 amino acids)
Molecular function (GO): oxidoreductase activity
Source: RefSeq, a predicted model, not a curated record
CUUACCAGCUGAUUCCUCCUCGCCUACGCCCAUCGCAUCGGACCGAAGACUGGACUGGAGCUUUUAUUUACUAGCAGCACCUGAUAUUUUUCGCGGUGAGAGAUUGAUGAGAACUCCAGAUGGGUUCUGAGAGAGUCAGGGAUGUCAUUAUUGUAGGAGCUGGGAUCAGCGGUCUAUCAGCUGCCAAGCUCUUACAUGAAUCUGGCCAAGAUGUACUGGUACUGGAGGCCAAUGAUCGAGUCGGAGGGCGUACAUGCAAUUUCUAUGACAAGGCCAUAGACUACACGGAUAUAGGCGGGGCUUACAUGGGACCAACUCAGGAUCGCGUCUACAGACUAUCUCAAGAAUUGGGUGUGGACAACUUCCGUUGCUUUGAUGAAGGCACAGCCAUUGCAUACAACCGGGGUAGAUGGCGCACGUUGACAGGUCUAUAUCCUGACACAUGGAACCCCUUCGUUAACAUGGACCUCAACCAUUUCUGGCACUUAGUUGAUGAGAUGGGGAAUAAGAUUCCAAUGGAUCAUCCUUGGGACUUUCCUGAAGCGGAGGAAUGGGACAGUAUGACGGUCAAGGAAUGGGCCGAGAAGACAUUCUGGUUUCAACUGACCAGAGACUUCAUUGCUGUCCAGAGUGCUCUUGGGUUCUGUGCUGAGGAUAAGGACAUGUCUCUCCUGUACUUCCUCUGGUAUAUCAAAGGAGGCUGUGGUUAUUUGAGAUUUUCAGCAACAGAGAAUGGUGCUCAGGAAAGGAAGUUUGUUGGAGGCAGUCACAGAAUCAGUCUCACAAUGGCAGAACGGCUCGGUGAAGAACGAGUCUUGUUGAGUAAACCAGUGGCUCAUAUAGCCCAGGACGCAGAGUGUGUAACAGUUACUACGGCAACAGGCGAUAUCUACAAGGCCAAGUAUAUAAUAGCAGCUCUUCCUCCUGCCAUGCACAAUAAGAUUGCAUUCACUCCUAAUCUACCAUCACUCAGACAUCAGCUGAACCAAAGGUAUCCAAUGGGGUCUGUGAUUAAGACUAUGAUGUACUAUGAGCGGCCUUUCUGGAGAGAUUCUAAUUAUUCCGGCCUGAUUUUGGCUGAUGGAAUUAUAUGUGGGACACAGGAUGAUUGCAAGCCAGGCAGCAAGUAUCCUGCUAUCAUUGGAUUUGUGGCAGGAGAUGCAGCCAGAGAGAACUGUCAUCUAACCAAAGAAGAAAGGAGAGAUAUGAUUGCCAGUCGGUAUGCAACACUAUUUAAGAACGAUGCUGCACUGCAGCCUGUUUUCUACGUUGAGAAGAACUGGAUGGAAGAGCCCUACAUUGGAGGAGGCUAUGUAGGCUUCACUCCUCCUGGGGUUAUCACCAAGUACUGCAAGGUUCUACGAGAGCCGAUAGGUCGUCUUUACUUUGCUGGUACGGAGACGGCUACCAAGUGGUCUGGAUACAUGGAUGGAGCAAUCCAGGCAGGAGAGAGGGCUGCAAGAGAGAUACUGCAUGCCAUGGGCAGGAUUCCAAAGGAUGAUAUAUGGCAGGAAGAGCCAGAAUCCAAGGACAUGCCAGCUCUGCCAUUUGAGGAAACCUUCUUAGAGAGAAACCUUCCUUCUGUGAGUGGCUUUCUCAGGUUUGUUGGAAGGUCUCUUGUUCUCUCUGCAGUGGGUGGGGCUCUUUGGCUCAAGAAGGAUAUGAUUCAGAGCUUCAUCAACAAGUAGGAUGGCAGUCUGACAGCUAUUUCAGACAGCCUUAUGAUGCAGACUCAUCAAUUCUCUACCUGGGGAAGAAUAUGACAUGGCAUCGUCAUGAACAGAAGCAUAUUAAGACCCAUUCCAAGUAAUGUUUGAACACUUGAUUUGUUUAUAUGGGACUAUUUUGAACCAAUGAUAAUGUGCAUUUAGAUUAUAAUAAGUCUCAAAAUAAGCCAUCUACUUAAUUAACAAAGUUUGUGUGGAUGUUUUAUCAGGAUACACAUUCCCACUAACAGUUAAUUUAGUUUGUUUGCCUCCGUUACGAAGUAGACAGAGGCAUUAUGUUUUCGGGUUGUCCGCCGUCCGUCCGUACAUCUGUACGUCUCGUUCUCGUGAUCGCGUUAUCUCAAGAACCAAUUAAUGGAUUCCUACCAAACUUUAGUCUAAUAUGUAUCUUGCAGAGCCAAUGAAUUGAUUAGAUUUU